AUGGGACUCAUAGGGUCUCUUGUCUCAUUUUGCCCUCCCCAGGUCUCCUGGGGCUCAUAUUCUGGAGACGACGAGGAGGCCUACUCGGCUGAGCCUUUGCCAGAGCUUUGCUACAAGGCGGAUGUCCAGGCCUUCAGUCGCGCCUUCCAAUCCAGUAUCUCCCUGACGGUGGCUGCCCUGGGUCUGGCAGGCAACGGCCUGGUCCUGGCCACCCACCUGGCAGCCCGAAACGCCGCCCGCUCACCCACCUGCGCCCACCUGCUGCAGCUGGCCCUGGCCGACCUUCUGCUGGCCCUGACCCUGCCCUUUGCCGCAGCGGGGGCUCUGCAGGGCUGGAGUCUGGGAAGCGCCACCUGCCGUGCCGUCUCGGGCCUCUACUCGGCCUCUUUCCAUGCAGGCUUCCUCUUCCUGGCCUGCAUUAGCGCCGACCGCUACUUGGCCAUUACGCGGGCCCUCCCGGCUGGACCGAGGCCCUCGGGGCCAGGCAGAGCACAUUUGGUCUCAGUCAUCGUGUGGCUGCUGUCGCUGCUCCUGGCACUGCCUGCUCUUCUUUUCAGCCAAGACGGGCAGCGGGAAGGGCAGCGGCGCUGCCGUCUCAUCUUCCCCGAGGGCCUCGCGCAGACCGUGAAGGGGGCGAGCGCGGUGGCGCAGGUGGCCCUGGGCUUCGCGCUGCCGCUGGGCGUCAUGGCAGCCUGCUACGCGCUGCUGGGCCGCACGCUGCUGGCCGCCAGGGGGCCGGAGCGCGCGGGGCGCUAA
Messenger RNA from Myotis davidii, 756 nucleotides. It is a transcript of the gene CCR10, whose product is annotated as chemokine (C-C motif) receptor 10. The transcript has 3 exons. Gene Ontology annotation, cellular component: membrane. The coding region runs from base 1 to 756 and encodes 251 amino acids. Gene Ontology annotation, biological process: chemotaxis; G protein-coupled receptor signaling pathway; immune response. The record is from RefSeq and is a predicted model, not a curated record. Gene Ontology annotation, molecular function: C-C chemokine receptor activity. NCBI's taxonomy places the organism in Eukaryota, Metazoa, Chordata, Mammalia, Chiroptera, Vespertilionidae.